AUGAAGGAAGAGGCUCUGGUGAACGACCAAGAUGACACUACAGAGAGCACACCGUCGCCGAACCUUGCUGGGCCCGGCAUUUCGUUCCCCCAAAUCAUACCCUCCACAAAUCGCAGUACCAUACAUCCAUUCGACCUCUACUACGCCAACUUUCACGUCGCUCACUCUUGGCUACCCCCAAGAAAGACACUGGACGAACUCUGCGAAGCGCAACCAGAUAAUUUACGUUUCCUUGUUGCCACAGUUACCUACAUCGGGUCUCUAUACUCGGACAUGGUCGACAAUACACUGCUACGAGAGAAGGCUUACCAAAUGUCGCGUGAGACCCUUCCCCCGACAAUCUGGUCAGUCCAAGCACUACUAUGUCUUGCUGUUGCAGCAUUCGGAGAACAGCGUGGUAACCUUGGCAAAAUCAUGUUUAACGAAGCCUGUGUGCUGGCUCUUUGUCUGGGGCUUCAGAAUAAGAAGUUCACCGAUGGGCAAACAGACUCAAUCCUCGCCGAAUCAUGCCGCCGGACAUAUUGGGGAUUAUAUAUACACAAGAUGUUGCUCGGUUUGCGACAAAAUCAGCUUUGGUCAGCACUCUACCCUUCAGUGUCCACUUUAGGUGUAGAGCUCCCAUGCGAAGAUUGGGACUACCAGGCCGGUAAUAUUCCAGUACCAGUGACUCUUGAAGAGUACGAUCGUCUGAAAUCCUUUCACGAGUACUCUUCUUGGGCCUACUUCGUUGAUAUUGUUCGUAUAUACGAUCGUCAUGUGGCUCCAUUUCUUCAUGAUCGUAGUCAGGCAACCCAGCAUAACCUGGAGUUUGCAAAUCAGCGAAUCUAUAGAUGGCGAUUCAGAAUUACAAAGCGGAAAAUGUGUCGCGUUGGCGAAGAUGGUAUGUUUGAUAUGAUAAUAUACCAUGCGUUGGCGGUCUCUUUUGGUCUUGAGAUCCGGAUGCAGGGUCAUCUCCACGGACACUCGAAUCAAUAUACCACAGCUUCAUGGCCUCAUGGAGUUUCUACAGAGCAUGACGCUUCGCUACCACUAGCUCUCCAAGCGCCAUUACGUCUUAUGACUCUUCUUGGUCCUCAUAUUGUACCAGAGAAACUCUCCCCUUCAUGCUUACUUGAUUUGGAACUGGCAGCUGCACCUUUGUGUGAUACCGUGCGCCACAGUGCAGGUCAGCCAGAAUACAGAUCCAGAGUUUCAUUCUGGGCAGAGUUCUUCAAAAAGUCUGGGGAGUCCUGGCCCAGGUCUAAGGCGCUGUCUGCUGCUUUCAUGGUGGCACUGGGGGGAGGUGGCCAUGGGCAUGGGCAUAUGGAGCUUUCUCAGACUAUGCCGCCAGUCGCUGAUACAGUUACUUCCACAACCGAGGGAAAUUCUCUCUGGAUCAUGUCGCCCACAAUAGAGCAUAUGGGUGGUUGGUCAGGACUGCCAUCACACUUGCUGCGAUAUGAGUUGGAGACAGUUCGGGAGGGAGGUCCAACUCAAGUUCCUGGCGGAGACAUGAUAGCAUCGGAUAUGACAGCUGGGGCAGGGAGUUCCAUUUCGAAUACUUACAUCGAAGCAGGAUAUGGAGGAGACAACUCGAUAAGAGGUUCUGUUCCUGUAAAAGUCGAGAGGAUGUGA
Messenger RNA from Fusarium redolens, 1614 nucleotides. RefSeq lists its product as uncharacterized. The transcript is spliced from 4 exons. Bases 1 to 1614 code for a protein of 537 amino acids. Gene Ontology annotation, molecular function: zinc ion binding; DNA binding. Lineage: Eukaryota; Fungi; Ascomycota; Sordariomycetes; Hypocreales; Nectriaceae. The record is from RefSeq and is a predicted model, not a curated record. Gene Ontology annotation, biological process: DNA-templated transcription.